Impatiens glandulifera is the source of this 3208-nucleotide messenger RNA. Its product is annotated as flowering time control protein FPA-like. Lineage: Eukaryota; Viridiplantae; Streptophyta; Magnoliopsida; Ericales; Balsaminaceae. Bases 153 to 2840 code for a protein of 895 amino acids. The record is from RefSeq and is a predicted model, not a curated record. Gene Ontology annotation, molecular function: RNA binding. The transcript has 7 exons.
GAAAUCGCGUGUUCUUCAAUCAUACGUAGAAACGCUGUGUUCUUAAGAAAUUGCCGUCUUCAAGUCUCAUCCUUCACCUUCUUGAAGAAAUUUGCUGUUUUCAAUCUCGAAGAAUCGGAAGGGGUCUAGAUUUAGGGUUUAGACUCGCCGCCAUGGUACCUCCAGUCAAAUUCGGGCAGCCGAUUCAGGGGGGAAAGGAUAUGGAGGGAUCCGAUACGUCGAGUAAUCUGUGGGUUGGGAAUCUUUCAACAGACGUGACCGAUGCUGAAUUGAUGGCUCUGUUCUCAAGGCAUGGAGCAAUCGAUACGAUAACAUCAUACACUUCUAGGGGAUUUGCUUUCGUUUAUUACAAACAGGUCGAUGAUGCUAAGGCUGCUAUGGCUGCUCUCAGGGGGACCAAUUUACGUGGAAUUCCGUUGAAGAUUGAACUUGCGAAACCGGCUAAGCCAUGUAAAAGCUUAUGGGUUAGUGGCAUCAACCCAACUAUUAUAAAAGAGAAACUGGAAGAGGAAUUCCUUAAAUUUGGGAAAAUUGAGGACUUUAAGUUCCUCAGGGAACGAAGUACUGCUUAUAUUGACUAUUUCAGAUUAGAAGAUGCAUUACAGGCUGUGAAAAGUAUGAAUGGGAGGAGAAUUGGUGGUGCCCAGAUACGGGUUGAUUUCCUAAGAUCACAAACUGUUAGAAGGGAUCAAUGGCCUGACCACAGAGAUGGAAGGGAUGGACAAUUUCAUGGUCGGAGUAUGGGUGUUCUUGAUUCAUCCUGGAUGCUACCUGAUGUAAUGAGAAAUCAUCCUGAUUCUCUUUAUCCUGGUUCUGGGAGGCCACAGUCUCCUGUGGUCCGGAAGGCUGAUGGCUUGCCAAGUAGGGUACUGUUGAUUGGUUAUCCUGCUUCUUCCAUCAUUGAUGAUCAGAUGCUACACAAUGCAAUGAUUUUAUUCGGUGAGAUAGAAGGCAUUAAAAGCUCCCCCACUAAGAAUUAUGCAUUGGUCGAAUUUAGAAGUGUGGAUGAGGCCCGGCGGGCUAAAGAGGGGUUACAGGGUCGACUUUUUAAUGAUCCCCGAAUAUCAAUCAUGUACUCAAGGCCAGAGGUGUUUCCUAAUGAACCUAUGUUCCAACCUCCACACUUAGACAUGUUUGGAAAUAAUCACCCAAGAAUUCAUGGUCAAGAAGUUAAUGAGUCGUCUGCAAUGAGUGGUCCCAAUUGGAGAAGAUUGUCUCCUGCACCCGGUUUGCUUCCUACACCUCAAGCUGGAAUGAAGAGACCAGUCAGAGCUGGACCUGGUUGGGAUGUAUAUGAUGCAAAUCAGCUUCCAUUGGAGUCUAAGAGAUCUAGGGUUGAAGAUGAUUUUAUGGGUCGUGACUCCCCAUUUCGUUCUAAGAAAAUGGAAGAACCUGGCAUGGGAUUGAAAAGAAAUUAUGAGAUUGAAAUUGGUCGGAGAGGCCCUGUCGGUCCUGGCUUUAUAUGGCGUGGUAUUAUAGCUAAAGGUGGAUCCCCAGUUUGUGGUGCUCGCUGUGUCCCUGUCGGUAAAGGCAUUGAAUCUGAUCUUCCUGAGGUGGUGAACUGCUCAGCCAGAACUGGGCUUGACAUGCUGACGAAGCACUAUGCAGAUGCUAGUGGUUUUGAUAUUGUCUACUUUUUACCAGAUGCUGAAGAAGACUUUCCUUCUUACACUGAUUUUCUACGUUAUCUUGGGGCUAAAAAUCGAGCCGGAGUGGCCAAAUUUGAUGAUGGAACAACUUUGUUUCUUGUACCGCCAUCAGAUUUCCUCAUCAAAGUUUUGAAUAUCAUGGGCCCCGAACGCCUCUAUGGAGUUGUCCUCAAGUUUCCUCCAGUCCCUAACACAUCAGCAAUGCCGAUUCUGCCCUCUAUCUCUCAAUAUGGAAAUGAUCAACAAAAUCCUUCUAGAAAAGAGUACAAUGGCAAUCCUUCUAAAGAGGAAUUGGCUUUGCCUACAGACUAUAACAGGGCUCCAUCUCUCAAUGCCCCACCUUCUGAAAUACAAUCAUUCCCUUCAAAAACAAACUCAUAUUCUACUCAGCCAAUUUCACAGGCGACAUCUCAGGCAGCUGUUACACUCACUCCAGAGCUUAUUGCCACCUUAGCUUCAUUAAUACCCACGACUGUGAAGUCAACUGGCGCAGAUAGCUCACAACCUUCGUUAUCUUCUGUUAGACCUGCCUUAGCCCCAGUUGUAGGAGAUAAUAAUGUGCAAACUGGACCUCAUGGUUGGCCCCAGGAUCAUCAUUUGGUCCCCCAACAGACUAAUGCCUAUCAUCCCAUUCAACAAGUGGAAAACCAGAGUUAUUAUCAGGCGCCACCUCAAGUUCCUCAGAGCUUUCCUAGUCCUAAUUUUCAGGGACAACCUCAGGCUCAGGGUUAUCCUAACUCUAAUUUUCAGGGGCAACAUCAGAUUCAGAAUUUUCCUAGCGCUUCAAAUGUUUCAAGCCAUUAUCAGGAUCCAACAGUUUCUUCUGGACCAUUGCCAAAUUCCAUAAUUCCUUCACAUAAUGGACAGCUUGGAGUUUCUUAUCCUUAUGGAAUUCCUCGUAAUGAGCAGACAGAUUCAAUGGGGGUAGUAUAUGGGCAAUCAUCUCUUUAUCAGCCAACUCCAUAUUCUGGACCUUUCUCCAAUCCCAUUAAUCAACAACCUAAUCUUAUGCCAAUGGCAUCUGGAAAUAUCAGACCCGAGCUCCCAAAUCAGUUUUACGGAGGAGCAGGUCAAGGGUCAUCGAGUACUGAAGUGGACAAGAACCAGAGGUACCAAUCAACACUUCAGUUUGCUGCUAACAUUCUGCAGCAGUUACAUCAAACUGGACAAGGACCACCUCCCAGUCACUGAUCACAUUCCUAAUCAGUGAUUAUUACAUCUGGACUUAUGCAAACUAUGAAGAGCGACGUACCUUCUGUGUGAAAAGACCAACUGCUUCCGAAAUGAAUGUGGAAUUAAAUUACUGGUUGAAAUGAACGUGAAAUUAAAUUGAAAUCGUGUUAAAAUAGGUACUGGGUGUUCGACAAUCGACCGCGAGCACAUGUAGAAUGCUUCAAUUUUACUUUUAUUUUCCCCUGGAUUUGAAUGCUACUAUCGUUUUACUCUCAUGAGUUUUGAUCGAACGUGUAUCGACAUAAAUGGUUUUAUUUUAUAACUUCUCUCCUUAAAAACUCAUAAAUUUGGAUUUGAUAGAAAUUUAUAAUCUCAUUUUAGUUCAA